Hippopotamus amphibius kiboko is the source of this 876-nucleotide messenger RNA. RefSeq names its product OX-2 membrane glycoprotein-like. The transcript has 4 exons. Gene Ontology annotation, molecular function: cell-cell adhesion mediator activity. The record is from RefSeq and is a predicted model, not a curated record. Gene Ontology annotation, biological process: negative regulation of macrophage activation; regulation of immune response. The annotation marks the transcript as partial. NCBI's taxonomy places the organism in Eukaryota, Metazoa, Chordata, Mammalia, Artiodactyla, Hippopotamidae.
AUGUUGUUGGCAACUAGCAAACAGUUUAAGUUGAGCAUAUUUGCAACAGUGACUGAGGAAACAGAGAAUGAAAGAAAUGUAAGCACUGCUUCUGAAGUGAGUCCGAGUAACUCAGACUGGGGAGCCAGAAACCUAUUGGAAGCAAACAAACUCUUUGCAAAUUAUCCACAUAGGAUAAAGCACAAAAAUAAUGAGACAGCUAUAUUGGGAGCAAAUGUGACGAUGUUCUGCAAUUUAACAACUCCAGCAGACGUUGUGCAGAUUACUUGGCAGAAGAUCCAAGAUUCUUUGCCACGAAAUAUUGGCACGUAUAGCAGUAAAUACGGAGAAAAGAUUCUUCCACCAUACAUAGAUCGGCUGCACUGUAAGGCCAUUGAACCCGAUUCAUCAUUCAUAACUAUCCGAGAGGUGACAUUUGAAGACGAAGCCUGCUACAAAUGUUUGUUUAAUGUGUUCCCACAUGGAAGCCAUGGAGGACAAAUCUGCCUUAACAUUAUAACUGUAUCUGAAUUAAGAAUUGAACUCCAGUCCGAUCCUGACUGUGAAGAUUUUCUUAGAUUGACUUACUCAGCUGUGGGAAAACCUGCUCCUCAAAUAUCUCUUUUCCCAUUGCAAGUCUUGAUUAAUCCACCAGAGGAAUCCCUUGCUCUGAACCCGAAUGGCACAGUUACAGUCACUAAAAUGUAUAACAUCUCCUUGGAGACUGUGAAGUCCCUGAGACUCCAACACCUGAUUGUGCAGAUGGAUCACCCUCUAAGGAAGGAAGAGAAGAUCAUUCCUCUGUCAGACAGACAAGAAUGUACUGCUGGUUUUUCUUAUAAAUGGAUGGGUAAAGUUGGUGCAUUCAUUCUUAUUUCAUGUGUUUUAUUUACCAUC